Parastagonospora nodorum SN15 is the source of this 165-nucleotide messenger RNA. RefSeq lists its product as hypothetical. The record is from RefSeq and is a predicted model, not a curated record. NCBI's taxonomy places the organism in Eukaryota, Fungi, Ascomycota, Dothideomycetes, Pleosporales, Phaeosphaeriaceae. The transcript has a single exon. The coding region runs from base 1 to 165 and encodes 54 amino acids.
AUGGUCGUCAAAGCCUGGUCGAGUACCAAUUUCGAAGUUCUCUUCAGUCGUCUUUCCGUUCCCCAACAAAAUAUCUGCAAUGUUCUGCCCUUCAGGCGAGAGAAUGCCAUCGUUAAGGUCGCCGAUGAGGCCGCCAUCUGGUCCGUCGUCACCCACUUCUGGUAG